Molecule: messenger RNA, 3819 nt
Organism: Miscanthus lutarioriparius
Lineage: Eukaryota; Viridiplantae; Streptophyta; Magnoliopsida; Poales; Poaceae
Source: the annotation of a GenBank genome assembly
AUGGAUGCCACGGAUGUUCAACAGAGCAUGGGAUUUAUGGAGUCAAGGGGUGGUAUGCCUAAGUUUUUCCAUGCCCUUGGACCAGCACUCCUGAUUUCAAUGGGGUACAUUGAUCUUGGGAAGUGGGUAGCAGCCGUUGAAGCUGGUUCUCGUUUUGGAUUCGACCUGGUGUUGCUGGCUCUCCUUUUCAACUUCACUGCCAUUGUAUGUCAGUACCUUGCUGCAUGCAUUGGCACUGUCACAGGGAAGAAUCUUGCAGAGAUAUGCCACCAAGAGUACAACCAGCCAACAUGUAUUUUCCUAGGUGUUCAAGCUGGAUUGUCCUUGUUGACAUCAGAGCUGACUAUGAUUUUUGGCAUAGCACUUGGAUUCAACCUCCUGUUUGAAUAUGAUGAUCUCAUCACAGGGAUAUGCUUUGCAACAGUGGUGCCUAAUCUGCUACCAUAUGCUAUAUCCCACCUGGGAAAGAAGAUGGAAGGGACAGUAAAUGCCUGCAUAGCAGGAUUUGCACUUCUUAGUUAUGUGCUUGGCUUAUUGGUUAGCCAGCCACAAAUUCCUCUCACAAUGAAUGUAAUAUUCCCCAAGAUCAGUGGUGAGAGUGCUUACUCUCUGAUGGCGCUUCUUGGCGCAAACAUAAUGGCACACAACUUCUACAUUCAUUCAUCAGUUGUCCAGGGUCAGAAAAAGUCAUCUGCAGUUGGUUUUGGCGCCUUAUUUCACGACCAUCUUUUUUCAAUAUUGUUCAUUUUUACUGGAAUCUUUAUGGUGAACUAUGUUCUAAUGAACUCCGCAGCAGCGGAAUCUACUAAUACUCUUCUCAUUACCUUCCAAGAUGUUGUGGAGCUAAUGAAUCAGAUAUUUGUAAACCCUCUGGCACCAACUAUGUUUUUAGUGGUUCUUCUCUUCUCCAGCCAUAUCAUCUCGCUGACAUCUGCUAUCGGUAGCCAAGUGAUUUCACAGCAUUUAUUUGGUAUAAACCUUCCUCAUUCUGGACAUCAUCUCCUACUGAAGGCUUUUGCCAUAGUUCCUACUCUGUACUGGGCGAAAGUUGCAGGAGCUGAAGGGAUAUACCAAUUAUUAAUUAUAUGCCAGAUUAUCCAGGCCAUGCUCCUUCCAUCUUCAGUCAUCCCACUUUUUCGUGUUGCUUCGUCAAGAUCAAUAAUGGGAGCCCAUAGAGUGUCUUUGCAUCUGGAGAUACUGGUUUUUCUUGCAUUUCUCCUUAUGCUAUUUUCAAAUAUCAUAUUUGUGGCAGAAAUGCUAUUUGGCGACAGUGGCUGGAUGAACAAUCUGAAAGGAUAUACUGGAAGCCCUGUAGUGCUCCCAUAUACUGUUUUCGUUUUAGUUGCAUGUGUAUCUGUGGCUUUUUCACUGUACCUGGCUGUUACACCAUUGAGAUCUGGAAGUCAUGAAGCCGAAUCCCAUGAAUGGUCUGUGCAUUCUCAGAGAGAACUCUUGAAUACUCCUCAAGAAAGAGAAGAUGUUAAGGUGGACAAUGUUACAUAUGAGGAAGAUCAGAGAUCAGAUGUUGGCCCUUCUCCCAGGGAUGUGCCUGACAGCCAUCCGGAACUGGCCAUGGACUAUAUUGAUACUUCUGACACUGCUGUAGAAUCUGAUCAUGACUCUCAACAAUCUACUGCUUAUGCAUCCACUGCUUCUGAAACCUGCCCCUCCCCAUCAUUUACUCGUGAGGAGUCUAAAUCAGUUGUUGCAGUCAACUGGCCGGAGCCUUUGGAGAAGGUUCCUACUUCUACUGUGAUAGAGGAAAGCACAGUAGAAAGUGUGGUCUCUAGGAUCACGACUGAAAGAGAUGUUUUAGUAGAAACAGAUGUUUUCUCAGGCAAGGAUAAGGAAGAUAUGCAUGCUUUGGAGUCUGAGAAGUCAAUUGUUGAUAGCACCUCUUGUGUGUCUGAUGAUGGUCCACCAUCUCUUACCUUCAGCAGGGGAAAAGGCUCAGAUGCAGGAAAUGGCAAUGGUAGUCUGUCCAGGUUAUCCGGUUUGGGCCGUGCAGCAAGGAGGCAGCUGGCUGCUACUCUUGAUGAGUUCUGGGGGCAUCUGUUUGAUUACCAUGGUAAGCUCACUCAAGAAGCCAGCACAAAAAAGUUUGGUAUCUUGCUUGGGAUAGAACUUAGAACACCUAGCACAGCUGUAAGAACGGAUAAGCAAGCUGUUGAAAUACCUAAGAGCCCACUGGUGAGAGACUCGAUGCUGGGGGCAGCUUUUUUGUCAAGCUCAGUGGACCUGAUGUCUCCUAAGAAUGAGACAUCGAACUUGGAACUUGCAUAUGGGCUUCAGAGAGGACCGAGCAUGGGAUUGUCAAGCUGGUCUCAGGGUAUGCAGCUACCAAAUACACAGCUGCAGAGCUCAAGCAAUAGCCUACUUGAGCAAAGUGCAAGAUUAAACUCAAAUUUUAGUGCACCAUCUUAUUCAGACAAUAAUCAGUUCUACCAACCUGCAACAAUUCAUGGGUACCAGCUCACAUCUUACUUGAAACAGAUGAAUGCCAGCCGAAACCCUUACUCUAGCAUGCCACUGGACCCACAGCGGCUUCCAAAAUCAUCUGUGUCUGCUGUGCCAACCUAUGUUGAUUCCAUGAUGAAUGCUCAUAAUCAUAAUCUGCUUGCUUCACUGGGUGCUACUCCUUCACAGAUUCCUGCAACAUCCCGUGUAGGCUCAAUGAUGCCUGAAAGAUCGUAUUAUGAUCCUUCCACUGUUGAUGGGAAUGAAAAUGCUGGUUCGCCUGCUUACUCAAAAAAGUACCACAGCUCACCUGAUAUGUCUGGAAUAAUCGCUGCAACUAGAGCUGCAUUGUUGAAUGAAGCAAAGUUGGGUGGUGCCAUUGGACCCCAGUCAUACCUUAGCAGGCUGGCGUCAGAAAGAUCUCAAUAUGCAAACUCAACAGCCAGGCCUGCGGCUCCAUUAGCAUUUGAUGCGCUUUCACCUCCUAAGCUCCAGAGUGAUAUCUUCUCGGCGCAGUCGAGCAUGAGCCCAAGUGCUAGAUCCCUUUGGGCUAAGCAACCAUUUGAGCAAUUGUUUGGCAUGUCAAGUGCAGAGCUCAGUAAAGGUGACUUCAAUCUUUCAGGCAGAUCAGGUGGCAUGGCUAAGGAUGAUUUCUCUUAUAAGGAAUCUGAGACGAAGCUUCUUCAGUCCCUCAGAUUCUGCAUUAUGAAGCUCCUUAAGCUAGAGGGAUCAGGGUGGCUGUUCAAGCAAAAUGGUGGUUGCGAUGAAGAUCUUAUUGACCGAGUUGCUGCAUCUGAGAAGCUAUUGAUGCAAGGGACUACUGAGAAUCAACUGCUUCAUGGUGAUCUUCAGCAACAUACUUCUGAUCAGGUGGGCAUCCAAUACAUGCGCACACUUCCCAACUGUGGGGAGGACUGUGUUUGGCGCGCAUCACUCGUUGUUAGUUUUGGUGUCUGGUGCAUCCACCGAGUGCUGGACAUGUCUCUAGUGGAAAGCAGACCAGAACUUUGGGGCAAGUAUACCUAUGUCCUUAACCGUCUUCAGGGAAUCUUGGACCCUGCAUUCUCGAAGCCUCGGAGUGCUCUGACCAUAUGUGCUUGUCUUCAGAAAGACAUCAGAGUGCUCGAUAGUCCACCCCACAGUGGGCUAACAGCCAUGGGUCCCAUCCCCAUACCAAUCCGGGGCACCUUCACAACUGCAGGUGUGGUUCUGGAGAUGAUCAAGGAUGUGGAGACUGCAGUCUCGGGCCGCAAGGGCAGGAGUGGCACAGCAGCAGGUGAUGUCGCCUUCCCCAAGGGGAAGGAGAACCUGGCCUCUGUGCUGAAGCGGUACAAGCGGAGGCUCGCCAGCAAGGGACCGUAG